Symbiodinium natans is the source of this 1173-nucleotide messenger RNA. Lineage: Eukaryota; Dinophyceae; Suessiales; Symbiodiniaceae. The record is from the annotation of a GenBank genome assembly.
AUGAACACGCCGAAUCUUAGAAUGACAAUAGAGAAGCAGGACCCUCCUUUGCCACACGCUGCUCCAGCAGAGUCAGCGAUGCCAUGGAUGUGGGCAAUGCGCCCGGAGGAAGUUGGAGGCUGGAAGACUUGUCCUCUCCGACUCGGACAAGCUCAGCUCAGCAAGGGCAAGCUGCAGGUCGCGGGCCAGCGCAAGCGUGGUGAGGUUUUGCUCCAGGCAUGCCACUCGGCUGUUCGAUACCGCGUCCAUCCCAUGGAGAUAGACACGCCGAGGUGUAGUUCUGGUUUGUUGCGCUUUACGGCCCUGUCCCCCGGCCGUGGCAAUGGCGUGGCGCCCGUGCACAUGACUCUCGAUUACGCGCGCUUCGACAAGCUGGACGGUGCAGACGACACAGGCCCGCCAGAAGAGGCCUUCGACGAUGCCAAGGCCAAGAUCCUGGCCGCCGUCCGCGCCCAGAGGAUGCAGGCAGAUCGGGAGGCGGCCGCUGGCAGCUUGGAGGAAGCUGUGAGGCUCUACGACGAUGCCAGCAAGAUCCUGCUCUCUCUGCAGGAUGCGAGCACAGAAGAAGCACUCCAGGCUGUUGACCUCCGAGUGGAGGCGCUUGGCAUCCGGCUCAUGGCGGCCAAGGCUUUCUCCUUGCUAAGUGACUGGUCCGAGGCGGAGGCCCGUGCGAGCAAAGCUCUCGAGGCGGCGAUGCUCUGCCCAGGCAGUCACCAUCAGCUCGCAGAACUCACAGAGCUGGGGAUCAUUCCCUCCGAGGCGCCCUCAGAGGAAGGAUUUCUGGUCCAUCGUGACGCUGCAGACGCGUUGCUGUGCCGAGCACGGGCGCGGCUCAAGCUCGGUGAUGCAGUCGGGGCGCGUGACGAUGCCGCCAAGGCUCGAAGCUUAUCCGGUCAGUUGCAGGACCACCUGAAGCAGGAAGCUGCUGACGGGUUUCUGAUGCAGGCUCAGAUGAUCAUUUCCGCUAGUGGACAUGAUCCAAAGACUCAGAGCCGAAGCAGCCGGAGCGACCGGAGCGACCGGAGCGACCGGAGCGAAAGCCGGGUAUGCCGGGCUUCAGGAGGACCCUUGGAAGAAUUGACCUGCGAGGACGCCGCUCCACUGACGUUCAACGUCCCGCUGUCUAAGAUGCCCAGACCAGAAGAAAUAUCUGGGCUGGAAGAGAUGGACUGA